Molecule: messenger RNA, 1386 nt
Organism: Scheffersomyces coipomensis
Lineage: Eukaryota; Fungi; Ascomycota; Pichiomycetes; Serinales; Debaryomycetaceae
Exons: 1
Coding region: 1-1386 (461 amino acids)
Source: RefSeq, a predicted model, not a curated record
AUGAUAACAUCAAGUCAAUCAAAUAUGAUUAAUCGGGUGUCUUCAACACCUUCACUAUUGAAUAGAACCAAUAAUCAAAGUGUAACAUCCAUACAGACGGAUUUAUCACAUCAAGUACCAUCAUUACCUCAUCAUAGAUUAAAACAUCAACCUUCACUUAUAGAUUUAAUCGAUGAUACUACCUUAACUUCAUUACCUUUACCACCACCACCUAAGAAAUAUAAUUCUUCAAGAAUAAGGAAUAACUCUAUUUCCACCAUACCGUCAUUAAUGAAUUUACAAAAUCAUCCACCACAACAACAAGACAAUCAAUCUUCCCUGUCAUUAGACCAAGAGCCCGAACUUAAACAUAGCAAUAUUAACUUCAAUGUUGAUAUUGAAGAUGAUGAUGACGAGGAUGAAGAUGAUGAAGGUAUCACAUUUGAAGGUGAUGAAAGUCAAGAUCCUAUCGUCUUAAUCGAAGAUUAUAUGAUAAACGAUGACGAUGAAGAUGAAGAAGAACAAGAUAAUGUCCAUAUAGAAAACAGUCAAGCUAUAAUUCAAUCUGAAGCUUUUAAAAGACGAUCAUCAACCAUUAAUAAAAAGAAGUCCCUCGCAAACUUUAAACAAAGAAUGUAUUCCAUACCCAAUUUCAAAAUCCAUAAUGAAUUAAUCUCCGCCUCCUCAAAUGAACCUCUUGUGGAUCAUUUAUCAGAGGUGUCUACCAUAACAUCUAUAAACACCUCAUCAUCAUUACUUCGAUCUAAUAAGCGAGCUAUUUCCGGUGGUGGGAAUUCUACUAAUGCAGGGAAUAUGACGGUAAGACAGAAUUUAGAAGAAAUCUUUGGGGGAAAAGUACCUGGCUCUGAUUUAUUAAAAUAUUGUGAUAUUUGUGAAAGACCAUUAUAUGAAAUUUCAUCAUUAUUAGGGAAUUAUCGAAAGAAAUUGAAAAAGAGUGAUAGUAUCAAUAGUAAUAACAAUAAUAAUAGUAAUAAUUACGGUCAUGAGAAUUCUACUUAUACGAAUAAUUACGAUGAGUUUAUCUGUUGGGAAUGUAUUGAUAUUUAUGAAGAUUUCUUUAAUGAAUUAGAAUUUGAAAAACAACAUAGUCAUAAUCAUCUGGAUAACAAUAAUGAUAAUCAUUGUAAUGAUAAGUUAUUAAUGAUUUUUAAAAAUAUCCAACAAAAAUAUAAUCAAAAGGAAAAUACUCCACCUCCAACUUCAACCCGGAAAGAAUUUUCAAAUCUGUUAAUCCUAAAACUAAAUACUUUGAAAAAUAUCUCCUCCUCAUCCAGUUCCGCCUCAUCUAAUCUGAAUAACACUACUAAUACCGCUCCUAAAUUCGAUUUGGAUUGGAUAAAGAAUCUUCAAGUGAAAAUGAAUUGGUCAUCUACAAAUACGAAAUAA